AUGGGCCCGACGCUCCAGCGCCAUCCAUUUUCAGGGCUAGUUGAUUCGGCAGCACGCGCGCUCACGCUCCACCUCCCCGACGGGGCGGGCGAGACGGGCCGGUGGUGCGCCCUCCGCUCGGAGGCCUCGGGAUCCCACCUCGGCCGGCGCGCGCCGGCCCUCACCUUCAUUGCGCCACGGGGCUUUCGUCGGCAGCCUCUGACUCGCGCGCGUGUUAGACUCCUUGGUCCGUGUUUCAAGACGGGUCGGGGGGGCGGCCGACGUCGCCGCGACCCCGUGCGCCGGCGCGGCCCCAUCCCGCCCGGCGGCGCGACGCGGUCGGGCGCACUGAGGACAGUCCGUCCCGGGAGACAGUCGCGUCGGGGCGGGGGCCCAGCCCCGCGCGCGCGCCCCGCGCCUGCCCGCCGGCCCCCGCGAGGCGGCGGCGGAGGGCGGCGGGGAGCCGGCAGGGGCGGCGCGGCGGCGGUCUUCUCCCUCGGCCCGGGAUGCGGCGAGCUGCUGCCGGCGGGCUCUAACCCCGCCGCCCGGCGAGGCGGCGGGCCACCUGCCCGUCGAGGCCUUCCCAGCCGACCCGGAGCCGGUCGCGGCGCACCGCUCCGGCGGAAAUGCGCCCGACGGGGGCCGGAGCCGUCCGGGCGGCGGUCCCUCCGGAACCCCCUCCCGCGAGGCGGCGGGAGGAGGACCCGCCGGCCCGGCCCGGCCGACCUCGCCCGCCGGGUUGAAUCCUCCGGGCGGACUGCGCGGACCCCACCCGUUUACCUCUUAACGGUUUCACGCCCUCUUGAACUCUCUCUUCAAAGUUCUUUUCAACUUUCCCUUACGGUACUUGUCGACUAUCGGUCUCGUGCCGGUAUUUGUAUAGAUGGAGUUUACCACCCGCUUUGGGCUGCAUUCCCAAGCAACCCGACUCCGAAGACCCGGUCCCGGCGCGCCGGGGGCCGCCACCGGCCUCACACCGUCCGCGGGCUGUGCCUCGAUCAGAAGGACUUGGGCCCCCCGCCGGAGCGCCGCCGGGGAGUGGGUCUUCCGUACGCCACAUUUCCCGCGCCCCACCGCGGGACGGGGAUUCGGCGCUGGGCUCUUCCCUCUUCACUCGCCGUUACUGAGGGAAUCCUGGGGGGCUCGCGCGGUCCACCGCCGGCGCGGUCGGAUCGCCCGGCCGCCCCCUCCGAGGGAGGCGCGGCGCCACGCCGAGACCAUCCCGGACGCCGCCCCCUUCACCGCGAGGGCCCACGGGGAAACGUCCGAACACGGGCCGCGGCCGGCCGGCGGGCCGGGACGCACCACGCUCGCGCACGGGCAUGCGACGGUAACACCGCAGACAGCCGCGCGGAGCGCGCGCCCGACCGGACCGACCGGCCGGCCGCACACCUCGCGUGCGACGCCGGAGCCGACUCGGGAGACGGGGCCCGUCGCGCCGCGCCGGGGCCGUCGGCCGCCUCCCGCAGAGGGAGGGCCGCGGCCACGGGCGAACGCGCUCGGGCGUCCCGGACGGGAGCGACGCACGCGGGCGGAACGGACGACCUUCCCCCUCGCUCCGCCGCCACCGGGGCGGGGCGAGGCAGGCGGCGGUACGGGACGGACGCCGUCGGGGUCUGGACUUGGGGACGGAGGCCCGAGGCCCGCGAACCCCAGCCGCGCCGAGGCGCCUCGCCGCCCGCCGGGGACUCGGACGCCGAUCCCGCGCCGCGCAGGAGGCGCCCGGAACCCGGGCGGAGGCGGGGGACCGGGCGCUCGGCUCGGCCCGGGACCCCUCCGCUCGGGAGGCCCCACCGCCGCUGGGGGGGAAACGCGGAGAGUCGAGGCGGAGCUCCCCGGUCCCCGGCCUCGCCCGGCGAGGCAGCUCGAGGCUUUGAACCGCCGCCGACCCCGGGCGGGGAACGGCGUCUCGGGUACCCGGCCCACGUGUUUGGGGAGGGAAACUGGCGGCGCGGAAAGAGGCCGACCCUCCGGCGCGGCGACCGCGACGCCGCCGGCCCGGCCUCGGCGGGCGGCGCGCCGGCCGCGCACGGAAGGGGACGCCGGAGCUGGAAAACGGCGCGGCGGCAGCCCGCCUCUCCUGCCCAUCGGGCCUGCGGAAGUUUCCUCCGAUCGGUCCGACGCACCCGAGGGGAAGGCGGGGCCGGGCCGGUCCGCCGGGUCCGGCACUCGGUCACGAAGGCGGAAGGAAGGAAGGACGAGCGGACGAAGCGAGACAGGGCGACGCGCUCGGCCGCCGGGCGGAGGCCGCGGAGGAGAGGACCCCGGAGCGGGUGGCGCGGGGGCUCGCGACGAGGAGACCCCGUCGAGCCCCGCCCGGGCAGCUCGGGUCACGGCCCAGCCAACGACGGCGGGGGAAGCCCUGGUCGCGGCGCCGGAGGACGCGCGUCACCGCCCCCUCGGACCGCGCAGCGGCGACCGGCACGGAGGCCCGGCCCGCCCGGACGGCCCGGCCCGCGCCCCCCCCUCCCGGUGAGAGGGAGGCGGGGAACGCACCGGCACCGCCUCGGACGUCGGGCCACGCCGCCCCCCGGCCCCGCCCGCGCCGCAGUUUCAGCUUUGCAACCAUACUCCCCGGAACCCAAAGACUUUGGUUUCCGGAAGCUGCCAGCGGCUCAUGGGAAUAACGCCGCCGGAUCGCUAGUCGGCAUCGUUUAUGGUCGGAACUACGACGGGCCUCGCAAGAGUCCUGUAUUGUUAUUUUCGUCACUACCUCCCGCGUCGGGAGUGGGUAAUUUGCGCCUGCUGCCUUCCUUGGAUGUGGUAGCCGUUUCUCAGGCUCCCUCUCCGGAAUCGAACCCUGAUUCCCCGUUACCCGUGGUCACCAUGGAUCAACCAGGUAGCCGCCCAAGCUGCGCGGGGAUCGGAGCCGGCGAAGGAGCGGGCCGGCGACGGCGGGAGCCGAACGCCGGCGUGGGCCGGCUCGGUGGCCCCUCCGCCUCGCGGCGGGGCCGGAGCGGGGGAACGCGGGCGGCGGUCGGGCCGGGAGGGGGAAGCCCCACGGAGGCCUCCCGCACUGGCCUUCCGGAGGCCUCUCUGGGGUCGGUCGGCUCCGAGUCACGCUAG
Molecule: messenger RNA, 3045 nt
Organism: Ahaetulla prasina
Lineage: Eukaryota; Metazoa; Chordata; Lepidosauria; Squamata; Colubridae
Product: collagen alpha-1(I) chain-like
Exons: 7
Coding region: 1-3045 (1014 amino acids)
Source: RefSeq, a predicted model, not a curated record